UACGUAAAUGUACGCGAUUGUAGUUUUUGAAAAAUGCAAUCGAAGACCUUUUGAAAAUCAUCGAACCUUAUGACGGUCACAGCAGAGAAAUUGACGUAUCCAGGCUCUUCAGAAAAUCAGGUAAGUUGCAGAGUCCUUUAUCAUCACUCAUCUGUAGGGAAAUCCAUUGGCUAUAGCCUUCGGACACCUAAAUGGAACACACCUUAUCUGUGUGAUUGGUUAAUCUGUAUACGUGUUUACUUACAUAUAUGUAUACGAAGGUAUACUCAUAAUAAAUGAAGAUCUAACACUUUUUUGUCAUUCUGUGAUUGUUGAUUGGCACAAGAACUGCAGUUUUUUCUGAAAAUGUCAUUACUUGCAGCUAGAAGAUUUUAUCUUUCACGAAAAACGAUUUCUAAUGAAUCGGCUUUCACCUAUUUUUGCUGCACAAAGACAACGAUAGCAACUGAUCAUGAUUUGGAGUACAUACAGCGGAGCAAAGUACCAACAAUGCACUUUCAACCCUCGCUUCCCCGUCUACCCAUUCCUAAACUCGAGGACACCUGUAGGCGUUACUUGAAUGCUCAAAGGCCCUUGUUACAUGAUGAACAGAUGCAGAAGACCCAAGCAAUUGUAGAUAAGUUUUUAAAAGGAGAGGGUGCAGAAUUGCAUGCAGAGCUGGUGCGCUCAGAUGCAGCUAAGCAACACACAAGCUAUAUCAGUGAACCAUGGUUUGAUAUGUAUCUAAGAGAUCGCAGGCCACUUCCCAUUAAUUAUAAUCCAUUUUUAGUAUUUAGUCCUGAGGACAAUGAACAAUACAAUAGUCAACUAGUCAAAGCCACAAAUCUCACUGUGUCUUCCUUGAGGUUUCUUAAAUCUCUGAGAGCAAAUUUGUUAGAGCCAGAGGUUUUUCAUUUAAAUCCUAAAAAGUCUGAUACCAAAUUUUUCCGUACUUUCACUGGUUUAUUACCAUCUUCCAUUUCCUGGUACGGAGCAUACUUGAUGAAUGCUUAUCCACUGGACAUGUCUCAGUAUUCCAAUUUGUUCAAUUCAACGAGAAUCCCACACCAAUCUAAGGACGAAAUCGUGCUGGACAAAUCUGCUAAGCACAUUGUUGUCAUGAGAAAAGGACGGUUUUAUGCCUUCAACGUCUUCAAUGAACAGGGUAAUAUUGUGCCUCCAAAAGAAAUCGCGACGAAUCUGCGACACAUUCUCGACGAUCAGAGGCCAGACAACGAAAAUCCGGUUGGUAUUUUGACGGCGUCGGAAAGAAAUAAUUGGGCCAGUAUCAGAUCGCACCUCACAGAAAUAGGAAACGGUGAGAUAUUGCGAAAAAUAGAUUCCGCGGCUUUCGUCCUGAUUCUAGACGACGAGCCUAUCGGAACGGACGAGAAUAAACUUCUGAGAAGGUACCUCCACGGUGGAGCUGAAAAUAGAUGGUUUGACAAGUCGUUUUCUCUAAUCGUCAGCAAGGACGGCUUCGCCGGUAUAAAUUUCGAGCAUUCCUGGGGCGAUGGUGUGGCGGUUCUCCGAUAUUUCCAAGACAUCAAGAAGGACAUAUCCGAGAAACCACGAUUUCAUCCAGAAGACGAGAGAUCUAUUUCCGGAGAGUCGUCUUUGGUCCAAAGACUGGAUUUCAAAGUGGAUGACAAGGCAAAAGAUGUGAUAUCAAAGGAAAGAACACAGUAUGAAAAGUGGACCAAAAGUUUGGACAUUGGUUUCAUGGUUUACGAAGGUUUUGGAAAGAGAGAAUGCAAGGACUUCGGUGUAAGUCCUGAUGCUGUGAUGCAGUUAGUUUUUCAGUUGGCGCUUUUUAAGCAAGAAUCUAAGUCUGUGGCUGCCUAUGAAUCUUGUAGUACUGCUGCUUUCAAACACGGCAGAACUGAAACUCUUAGACCUUGCACAGUUCAAACCAAGAAUUUGUGCUCUACCAUGACUAGUUCCAAGUCUGAUUUGUCUAUACAGCAAAUUAAAAAAAUGAUUAUAGACUGCAGUAAUGCUCAUUUAACACUUCUCAAGGAAGCUGCAAUGGGUCAAGGGUUUGAUCGUCAUCUCUUUGCACUACGGAAGCUUGCUGAAAAAUCGGGAAAGAAUCCCGAAAUUUUCCAAGAUCCUGGCUACGCAAUGAUAAACCACAAUAUUUUGUCAACGUCAACACUUUCAAGUCCAGUUGUUAUAGCAGGAGGGUUUGGACCUGUUGUUGACGAUGGUUAUGGUAUUGGCUAUAUGAUUCAAGAGAAAAAGCUGGGCGUUGUUGUUACAAGUUAUCGCAAUCACAGAAGCGCUAAAGAAUACGUAAAUAGCCUGGAAGCUUCAUUUAAGGACAUUCACAAAGUUUUGUUGAGCAAAUGAAUUCGUCGAUCGAUGUUUUUUUAACGGAAAUUUUAUUUUCAUUCUACUUGUUAAUUACAAUUGUAAUUAGAUACAAAAUUACAAUUAUAAUUAAUUGAUGGUGGAGGCCAAUGUUUUAUAUGAAUUUACUGCUAUCUGAAGUAUUGUCAGAUGCUACAAAGUGCCUUUGCCUCUGUUUACUAUGACAUAUUUACAUUUAUAUUAGAUAUAUUUUUUAUACUAUAUAUAUAUAUAUGCAUGUUAAAUCAAAUAAAAUGAUUAAAUAUGGUUACUUUUAUAUAAAUUUUGAGGAAUUAAAGUGUUUUUAUUUCACAAAAA
Molecule: messenger RNA, 2649 nt
Organism: Nasonia vitripennis (jewel wasp)
Lineage: Eukaryota; Metazoa; Arthropoda; Insecta; Hymenoptera; Pteromalidae
Gene: CPT2
Product: carnitine O-palmitoyltransferase 2, mitochondrial
Exons: 5
Coding region: 346-2331 (661 amino acids)
Biological process (GO): fatty acid beta-oxidation
Cellular component (GO): mitochondrion
Molecular function (GO): carnitine O-palmitoyltransferase activity
Source: RefSeq, a predicted model, not a curated record